AUGGUCGACGCGCUCGAUCAGGCGCCGGAUGGCCUCAUCGGGGGCUACCACGGUAACAGCCUGACCGUGCGCAUCUUGAUGAUCGUCUUUUCCUCAAUCGCGCUGUACAAUGCGAUCGAGUUGUUUAUUCUAUUGUUUCUCACCUUCCAAUCCUAUCGCGGCCUUUAUUUCUGGACUAUGCUUCUGUCCGUCGUCCUCGGUGUCAUUCCCCACUCGAUUGGCUACAUCCUGGAGUUCUUCUCCUUGGCUCCGCUCUGGGUGUCCUUGACCAUAUCAACCAUUGGAUUCUAUGUCAUGGUACCGGGACAGUCGGUUGUUCUGUAUUCGCGUCUGCAUUUGGUCGUGCAGAGCCGACGAAUCUUGCGCUUUGUGCUUUGGCUCAUCAUUGUCGACGCGGUCAUUCUCCUCAUCCCCACCACCAUCCUGACCUUCUCCACCGCCUACAUCCAGACCGAUCCGUUUAUCCGGGGAUACAAUGUGAUGGAGCGCUUGCAACUGGCCUGGUUCUGUUGCCAGGAAUUUGUCAUCUCUGGAAUUUACAUCUAUGAGACGGUCAAAUUACUUCAACUCAUGCCGGACAAAGACCAGCGUCGGACGAGAAUCAUGUAUGAGCUGCUGGCAAUAAACUUUGUCAUAAUAUUGCUGGACGUUGGCCUUUUGGUAGUCGAGUAUAUUGGUUUCUACUCGCUGCAGACGACUUUGAAACCCAUGGUGUACAGCAUUAAACUGAAACUGGAGUUUGGCGUCCUUGGCAAACUCGUCUCUCUGGUCCACACAUCCCGGUCGGCACCGACUUCUGCCGAACAAGAUGAAUAUCCGCAAUUCGUGGACCCGAGUCAGCUUACCUCUGACGUUACGCACGCUGCACCUGUAGAUCGCGUCCCGCGCGGGAUGUCGGCAUGGAAUACUAUCUCCAUGGAAAGCUUGCCGAUGUCCGAGCAACGAAUCCGUCCAUCCACGCGAUCCAGAAUUUCCAGCGAAAGUACCUAUCCAUCUUGA
This is a messenger RNA of Penicillium pulvis, 999 nucleotides long. RefSeq lists its product as uncharacterized. The record is from RefSeq and is a predicted model, not a curated record. NCBI's taxonomy places the organism in Eukaryota, Fungi, Ascomycota, Eurotiomycetes, Eurotiales, Aspergillaceae. The transcript has a single exon. The coding region runs from base 1 to 999 and encodes 332 amino acids.